UAUAAUUGAAAUAAACCUCAGCAUGAAUUCAGACGAUAGCUCUAUAUUUACCACUCCUGACCUACAUGAGCUAUGGGAGGACAUUACAACACCGGUUGGCCUAACACAUCCUGAUGUGUUAGCCACAACUAAGAACCUGGCCAAUCCAAAAUCUGAUAAGAAUGAAGAGCUGAGCCCAAGGGCUCAAAAGCUUAAGAAGAGGAUUCUUGAAAUCCAGAGGCUGAACAAACGUUGUGAUGAGUUUCAAAGAGAUAAAUAAAAGCCUUGAAAGAACAAUUUAUGGACUGAAAGAGAAAAUCCGUGCAAUUCAUGAGCAGCAUAAUCGCGAGAGACGUACACUCAAGAAAGAGAUCAGGGAGGAGCUUCUCUUGGAAUUUGCUAGAGAAAUGGCAAAAGUUGAAGAUCAAUUCAAAGAUGAAAUUAAGCAUUUGACUCACGAAUGGUAUAUUGAGAAAAGCACUAGCGAUCGGAAGAACACUAUUGUCUCUAAACUCUGUAAGAUACUGGUUCAAACAGAAAUGACAUUAACAAACUUCUCCUUAAAAGUUCGGAGCAACUUGGAUGACACCUUAGGUCUCAAUGAUUUUUGGGAUUCUGGCUUUGACCCUGAGCCAAAGAAGAUAUUCCCCAAGAAGAAGGUGGAAAAGAGCAAACUUGAGGAAAAAGUCACUGAGCUUGAGAGCAAGAAUAUUUACCUUGAGUAUGAAGUCAAGAUGACUAAGGACCUCUACGAAGAUCUAGUAAACCAGUGGGAAGAAGCUACUAAAUAAAAUCAGACAACUUGAAGAAGAGAAAAGAUGUCUCAUCAAUGACUAUGAACAUAAAAUGGCUAACCUCUUGUUGAACAGUGAAGAUGAGGUCGCCAAAAUGAAGAAGAAGGUUAUAAAACAACAGUCUCAGUUUCAGGAUUGUAAGAGGAACUUGGUCCAUGAACUGAAAGUUAGAGAAAUAUUGAUAAAUAGACAUCAGAAGUAUGGGGAAGUCCUCAAGACUGAGCUUGCAAAUGCCAAAAAUAUAAUAAAAGAUCCUACAGCUUUAAAGAAAGCUACCAGAGAUUUAAAUUUCCAAAAUCUGAAACUAUACCCAAUCAAGACCAUAGAAGACGAUCUAAGGACAAAUAAAAGCGUUGAGAGGAAGAAGGUCUUCCAAUCAUUCGACUUAUACAAAACCAAGACCAGUCAGCACUCUCGUAGUAUCGAAAAGCACCCUACUAAAUCAUACCUCCUUCGCAAAGAACUCCAGUCCCGUUGCACCAACAAAUCUCUCCAAAAGUUAAUGGACAAGCACAGAGAGGUCGCCAACAGUACUGCUAGGACUAUAAUGACAGUGGUGGCUCCACAAGUGAAGACUCCAGAUAUGGAUACUAGUGGUGAGAAGGGAAACAGGACUGACAGGAUUUUUAGAAUAAAGGUUAAGUAGGAA
Molecule: messenger RNA, 1422 nt
Organism: Moneuplotes crassus
Lineage: Eukaryota; Ciliophora; Spirotrichea; Euplotida; Euplotidae
Source: the annotation of a GenBank genome assembly